Bolinopsis microptera is the source of this 1340-nucleotide messenger RNA. RefSeq names its product carbohydrate sulfotransferase 1-like. Gene Ontology annotation, biological process: N-acetylglucosamine metabolic process; sulfur compound metabolic process. NCBI's taxonomy places the organism in Eukaryota, Metazoa, Ctenophora, Tentaculata, Lobata, Bolinopsidae. Bases 33 to 1256 code for a protein of 407 amino acids. The transcript has a single exon. The record is from RefSeq and is a predicted model, not a curated record. Gene Ontology annotation, molecular function: N-acetylglucosamine 6-O-sulfotransferase activity.
UACAGAAAGUACUGGAUCCAGGUUGAUCAGCGAUGACUUGGAGAGAAAAUAUGAGUCCUAGUCCAACCACCACAAUACUGCUCACUCUGAUAGCUUUACUUAACAUCUACUUAGUCUUGGCAUCCUUCCAGAAUAACGGGAUGAUACGACUACGAGAAAUGCCAGACGAUUAUUUCACAGUUACUCUCAAUGCUCAGAUUUCAAGAGAUAACACUGCAAUUACAAACAGUUUCACAUGGCCUUAUGUUGCUGCAGAACCAUCAGCCAAUCCUUCACCUAAAAACUUAGACCGAACUUUACAACAAUUCGAAAAUGUACUGGAAACUUCACAACAAUUGGAAAAUGUACUGGAAACUUCACAAAAAUUGCAAAAUUUACUGGAAAUGGGAUCAGAAGAGAAUCGAACAGUAGUGUUGCUAGUUAGUGACUACAGAUCAGGGUCUUCUCUGCUGGGUGAAAUGUUCAAUCAGAACGAUGAUGUUUUCUACUUGUUUGAACCACUGUUAGGUGUGGUCGGACCACGUGCUCAGAAGAGGUUUCUAGAAAGGUUGUUGAGCUGUAAUCCGCUACAUUGGGGUUUUUUGCGAAGGAGCAGACAAAGUGGCUGUGGGGAGUUCACGGAGGAAACUCCGGAUUACAGGAACUGUCUGAAGAACACAAAUCGCACUGCGGAGUGUUUAAAGUACGGUAUAACAGUUGCCAAGUUUAUUAGGUUAAGAGGGAUAGAAUCUAUCCAAGAUUUCGGUAUUUUAGACAAACCCAACGUGUUUGUAGUGCACAGUUUCAGAGACCCGAGAGGGACAAUAAACUCUCGAUUAUCAUACGACGUGGUGAAUUAUAACGGUAAGAAGAUCCCCCGUGAUGGGCUAACAGAGGAAAUAGUGGGUAAUAUAGCAAACUCGCUCUGCUGGAGGUAUUAUAAUGACUCUGUGUUCGGAGACAGUCUCCCCAACAAGUACACCAGGGUCACGUACGAAGACGUCUGCACUGACCCUGAAACCAACAUACGUCACGUGUACAAAAUGAUAGGUCACGAGGCACCCCAACGUGUUCUGGAUUGGUUCGCACAGCACACCCACGCUCACAGCAUCUCUGCUAAGGACGACAAGAUGGGUCUGGAGCGGAACUCUGCGCUGACUGCUGUGCGGUGGAAGGAGGAACUACCACGCGAGUUCAUAUGUGCUAUUGAGAAGAACUGUAGACAGCUGAUGGAUUAUCUUCAGUUAGAAUACACUUGCAGCGACAACAAUAUGUAAAUGUAAUGAUUACUGAUAACAAUAACAUUAGCAAUUAGGGUACUGAAGUAUUACUAUCACUGUUAAGAAGCGUUUUCUUAUACA